ACUAAGCAACCCACUUUCAAACUUGUAUAUAAAAGCCACAAACUUUCAUUUCUAGCACCCAACAAACUCAGAAAAACUUCAUACAGAAAAAACUAGCCUUCAGACCUAGCUCUCUUUUGUAUUUUAAGUGCUAAAUGGUACUCUUGGUAGCAAAGAUUAGCAAGUUAUACUCCAAACUGGAGAAUCAUCAUCACCACCACCGUGGCCGCCCGCAGUCGGAAGCCUUCUCAGCUUCUUUACAGGCGUUUCGAUCCGAUGUUUCGAGUUCUAUAACUCGAUUGUUAUUGAAUUCAAAGCCUGGAGGGUUGGAAAUUAUGUCCUUGGAAUGGAUUCAGGAAUGUUUUCAGGUGUUGCCCUUUAUCAACAAAGCUUUUGCAAAGCUAGUUGUGGAGAUAGACUACCAUAUGAGUGAAUGGAAGGCCAAAUCCAUGGAAGCAUAUCUCAAGUAUAGCUUAGACUUAUUGGAUCUUCUCAACUCCAUUAGUUCUUCUCUUUCUUAUCUGGGACAAAUUCGACUUGCUCUCUCUCAUGCUUUAAGCCUUGUGGAAAGUUCACCUUCUUCGGGGAUUGAGCGUCUAGAGGCGAUCGAGUUAAAGAGACUGGGAGGUAACGAGUUUAAACAUAAAGAAAAGAAGGAAGAUGAGAAAGAAACAUCUAGCUCAGACAAAGAAGAGGUUGUUUUUCAAGCCCUGAUGGAAUUAAGGGGCGUAGGAUUAUGGUUAUGCAGUAUUGUAUUGGCUGGUUUGAGUGGGGAUGCAAAGGUAUUCUUGGAGAUGAGAAAAUCAGAUGGGGUAUUGUCUAACCCUUCUUUGCUCAAUCUGGAUUCAAGUAUUUGUGGUGUUGUGAUGGAGAAAGGAUGUGUGUUAAAGGAUGUAAAAGAGCUUAAAGAUUCAGCUGCUUUCCUUGCUGCUGCUAUAGCUGGUAAGAACAGCAGUGAUGCAGCAGAGGAACUGCGGAGAAAAAUGGAGGUGUUUGAGAAGAUGCUGGAUGGUUUGGGAAAGGAGGUGAAUCUAUUCUUUUCCGAAGUAUUAGCUUGGAGAAAUGAAUUGCUUGAUGGUAUUAGAUUUCGGAAGUAGUAACAAGGUUUAUAAGUUUAUAUGUAUUGUUUGUUCUUAAUUUUGUUGUAUAUAGAGUUACUUCAAUUUUAUUUUAUAGCAAUUAUAGGAUCUUUUGUAAAGCUGCAAAGAAAAUUUUUAAGAUAUAAAUACAUGGUUGAUCA
Molecule: messenger RNA, 1219 nt
Organism: Ricinus communis (castor bean)
Lineage: Eukaryota; Viridiplantae; Streptophyta; Magnoliopsida; Malpighiales; Euphorbiaceae
Exons: 1
Coding region: 135-1076 (313 amino acids)
Source: RefSeq, a predicted model, not a curated record